AUGGCGCGUACCAAUCUGCCCGUCGUCUUCCUCGCUAUCCUCACUUUCCUCCUCAUAUUCUCUAUUCAAGUACAAGCACAAAUACAAACACCAGCACAAACAUCAGAGCAAUCACCAGUCCACAACAGCACCAGCACACGCAGACCAACAAACACAAGAACAAGCGUCACAUUGACGGAUUCAGGUGGUUUUGCUACGGGCACAAGUACUAUUAAUGCGGGGGAAAAUAUUAAUGUAGGUGUUGCGCCGCGUGUUGUGAUGGGAGGGUUUGCGGUGGUUUCGGGGUGGGUUUUGGUUGGUUAG
This is a messenger RNA of Sclerotinia sclerotiorum 1980 UF-70, 303 nucleotides long. RefSeq lists its product with no specific name. The coding region runs from base 1 to 303 and encodes 100 amino acids. The transcript is spliced from 2 exons. The record is from RefSeq and is a predicted model, not a curated record. Lineage: Eukaryota; Fungi; Ascomycota; Leotiomycetes; Helotiales; Sclerotiniaceae.